This is a messenger RNA of Pezoporus flaviventris, 3195 nucleotides long. RefSeq names its product complexin 4 (gene CPLX4). Lineage: Eukaryota; Metazoa; Chordata; Aves; Psittaciformes; Psittacidae. Gene Ontology annotation, biological process: synaptic vesicle exocytosis; regulation of neurotransmitter secretion; neurotransmitter transport. Gene Ontology annotation, molecular function: syntaxin binding. The transcript is spliced from 3 exons. The coding region runs from base 2282 to 2764 and encodes 160 amino acids. Gene Ontology annotation, cellular component: terminal bouton; SNARE complex. The record is from RefSeq and is a predicted model, not a curated record.
UGAGAUCCGGGUUCAGUCCUGCCUGACACUGGAGAAUUAACAGCAUUCAGAGGCUGAGGCUCUGCCUGUGUUGAAGGGGCAGAUGACUGGCAGUGGUUAGAAAGAUACACUGAAUCUAGAGUUCAUUCUGCUCAGAGGAAUUAUAUCCUCUGUGUUGUGGUCUAGUGCAAGAGUGGCUCUAACCUAAACCCAAGAUUUGCUCUAAAGUUUGUGUUAAGAGUAUCAGACUUGCCUUGAGGAUCAGAUGCUUAGAGUUAAAUGUAAAGUAGGAUGUCAACUUCUCAGUCUCUUAACAGCCAAUCGAGUUCCUUGCUGGUUGCUUUGUUUUUGAUUCCCCAAACUGCUGUCACCAGAAUGCUCUGUCUCCUUGUUUGCUUUUUGAUUUUUGCUUUGGGUUUGGGUUUUAACUGUUCUGCCCAGUAAACUGUGUCUGUUUAUUGGGCACAGUAAACUCUGUGGUAAACUCCCACAGGAAGAGUAAGAAUUCCCUCACUGACCAUCGUUUUCUCCCACCCAGAAGCUGUGAGCACCCCACUGUUGUGAGCAGUGGAUGUGAAGGUCAGUGAGAUCAAAGCUUUGCUCUGGAGUUGUGAUGCACCCUCUGUCUCUAUCCACUGUUUCUAGAAAUGUGUGAGUGAGUUGACCAAGCACCUUCUCCCCUCACUUAGGUUUAUCUGUCUUCUGCACUUGAGAUCCACUGUGUUCUGAGCAGGAUGGGGCAGGUUACAUAUUUUAGUCAGGCUGUAGUUUGGGCAUUAGCCAUUGCUUUUUUUUCCAGGGACUUGCUCUUGGCCAAGCCCCUCUUAUAUUUAAGUCAGCCCUUUAUCUUCACUUCCUCCUUUUAAAUUAGGCUGCAUAGCAGAGAGGGGCUCCUGUGGACUUGUUCUGGGUCAUGGGGUUGCCCUACUGCUCAGCAGUCUCAGUGCUCCUCCAAAGACUCUCCUUGUCCUGAAAGAGAUGCUGGAUUAGGAUUUACUUCUGAAGUGCUAGCAAAGUAGUUCUGUUGUGAUUUGGAAUUUGUGCUUCUGAGUGUACUCUAUUUAAAAAAGUAAGUUUCUUGUUUAAUCAUUAAUAAUCCAGGAUUGUUGAACGUCCUGCCUUUUUUUUUUUGUUAACAGUAAGAGGCCUGCUUUAAUUGAAGGCUCUAAUACAGAUUAAGGCCUUAGGCAAAUGGGAAUCCUCCCAUCUCUCAGUGAAUUUAUGAGUGCUGGGAGAACCAUUUAGAUAAUCAAAAUUAGUGUUUCAUUAAGGCAUGUGCAGUUGGUCACAGUAGGAUAAAUGCUCAAAACCCAAACCCUGGAACUUUUGAGACCUAUCAGGUCAUUUUUCUUUCCCAAAAUAGCCUGUAGUCUCGAUAGCAGAUUCUGAAAAUCUUUACCUGAAUAGACCUGGUGGGGCUACUGAUGUGAAUAAAAGGUUGAAAGAGGAAGACCUACAGAAGCAAUCCACAAACAAAAGCUAGCGAGGGUGUAUUAUAGCAUACAGAAUCAGUGAGAUUAAUUUCUCCUUUACUGACAGUAAAGAUUAAAGCCAGCAGGUAUUCUGUGCAGCGCCAAAGUGGUGACCUAGAUGGAGACAGCCUCCACCUGGAGGAGUUGAAAUAAAUACUAAGGAGUGAAAAGUAGCAAGAUGUGGUUUGCUUUGUUUGCAAUUGCUUCCUUGAAAAUCAAGUAACCCUAGCAGUACUGCCCUAUUCACAUGUGAGGCAAACCAACCAUACAAAAGGUGGAUGAAGAAAAACCAUUCCAUGUACUUUCUGUCCAAGGUGAUAAAAUUUUAAUGGAUAAAAAGGGUCGGGGGUUUUGCUUAAUGAGGAAUUCUAGUGUAUAUCCAAAAGGGGUUUUGGCUCAGUAGCCCGAAUUUCACUAUGAGCAUUUAGUCAGCCAGGCUUCUAAUUCAGAUCUGUUGUGUUCCAGGGAAUGUUUUCAUCUCUGAAAGUGAGAGUUUCGAGACUUAAGAAGUCAAAAUGCUGUUUCACACUAUGAUUGAUUGGUGUGUGUAAAUUAGCUUAAGGUAUUAAUAUAAAAAGUAGGUAGCUGCAUCUAAUGACUUUUUUGGAGUAAUCUGAACCAUCUGCCUCUAGAUAUUAAGGAGUUCACUCUUUAAUCCAGAUUAUGGCUGACAAACUGGUUUUGGCAUUCACGUUUCACUAGCAUUGUGCCCUUGAAGAGCUGAUGGGGCUGUAGAAACUCUCUUGCUUAUAGUUGCUGGUUUUGAGAACGUGUUUGGUUUGGUUUGGCUUUGUUGUAGUUGUUUGCUUAUAGCUCCUUUUUCCUUGAAGAUGGCUUUUCUAAUGAAAAGUAUGUUGAGCAACCAGGUAAAGAAUUUGGGACUUGGAGGUGGAGGGGAAGAAAGCAAAGAAGAAAGCACUCCUUCUGAUCCAGCAGCAGCUGCAGGAAUGACCAGAGAGGAGUAUGAGGAAUAUCAAAAGCAAAUGGUUGAGGAGAAGAUGGAAAGAGAUGCAGCAUUUGCACAGAAAAAAGCAGAGCGAGCCUGUCUGAGGGUUCACCUGAGAGAGAAGUACAGACUCCCAAAGAGUGAAUUGGAUGAGAAUCAAAUACAGAUGGCUGGAGAUGACGUGGGUUUGCCAGAAGACCUUCAGAAGAUGGUGGCAGAAGAUCAAGUGGAGGAAGAGGACAAGGACUCUAUCCUGGGACAGCUGCAGAACAUCCAGAAUAUGGACAUGGAUGCGAUCAAGGAAAAAGCGCAAGCCACCUUCACUGAAAUCAAACAGGCAGCAGAGCAGAAAUGUUCUGUGAUGUAGAAGAGCCACCAAGGUCCAAGGGUUAUGACUUCAGCCUUGUCUCAGAGGGGCUGGGCUGCAGAGUGAGGGCAGGCUGAGGAAUGCACUUAGCUCUAUAGCAUUAAAUGUAAAUACAGAAGAGAGAGAGAGAGACUUAAAACCCCGGGGGGGGGGGGGAUGACAUGCUGUGACUGCUCAGUGCGAAGUUAGAACUGAGCCUCACUUUUUAACAGAGCAUUUUUCCCCAUAGAAAAAAAAAAAGUAGCUUCAAGAAAGCUGACAGUGGGGAAAAAAUGUGCCUUCCUCCAUGUUUUCAAGGUGAUCAGAAUGCUGUUAAAUGUGUAUUGAGAAAAAACGUGCUUCUGGUGCACCAACAUACAGGCAGCCACUCAUUUAAUAGUGCUUUCAGCAAGAAAUCUGUCUCUUUCUAAUAAAACCAUGGACGUUUCAAA